GGGGUCGGGGGAGGGGGCAGCAUGGCCUGUCCGUCCGGCCCCCUUCGCCGCGCACCUCAUCUGCCCCGCGCCGAUCGCUGCCGCCGCCGCCGCCGCUCCGCUGCCCGCGCCGCCCGCGGCUCCCGAUGGAGACUGACGCGCCCCAGCCCGGCCUCGCCUCCCCGGACUCGCCGCACGACCCCUGCAAGAUGUUCAUCGGGGGACUCAGCUGGCAGACGACGCAGGAAGGGCUGCGCGAGUACUUCGGCCAGUUCGGGGAGGUGAAGGAGUGCCUGGUGAUGCGGGACCCCCUGACCAAGCGAUCCAGGGGCUUCGGCUUCGUCACCUUCGUGGACCAGGCGGGGGUGGAUAAGGUGCUGGCGCAGUCGCGGCACGAGCUCGACUCCAAAACAAUUGAUCCCAAGGUGGCCUUUCCCCGGAGAGCACAGCCUAAGAUGGUGACUCGGACGAAGAAGAUCUUUGUAGGGGGGCUGUCAGUGAACACCACGGUGGAGGACGUGAAGCAGUAUUUUGAGCAGUUCGGGAAGGUGGAUGAUGCUAUGCUGAUGUUUGACAAAACCACCAACCGGCACCGAGGGUUCGGAUUUGUCACUUUUGAGAGUGAAGACAUCGUGGAGAAAGUGUGUGAAAUUCAUUUCCAUGAAAUCAACAACAAAAUGGUGGAAUGUAAGAAAGCUCAGCCAAAAGAGGUGAUGUCGCCGACCGGCUCAGCCCGGGGGAGGUCUCGAGUCAUGCCCUAUGGAAUGGAUGCCUUCAUGCUGGGCAUCGGCAUGCUGGGUUACCCCGGUUUCCAAGCCACGACCUACGCCAGCAGGAGUUACACCGGCCUCGCUCCCGGCUACACCUACCAGUUCCCCGAAUUCCGUGUAGAGCGGACCCCUCUCCCGAGCGCCCCAGUCCUCCCCGAGCUCACAGCCAUUCCUCUCACCGCUUACGGACCAAUGGCAGCGGCGGCGGCAGCGGCAGCUGUGGUUCGAGGAACAGGCUCUCACCCCUGGACGAUGGCUCCCCCUCCAGGUUCCACCCCCAGCCGCACAGGGGGCUUCCUGGGCACCACCAGCCCCGGCCCCAUGGCUGAGCUCUAUGGGGCAGCCAACCAGGACUCAGGGGUCAGCAGUUACAUCAGUGCUGCCAGCCCCGCCCCCAGCACCGGCUUCGGCCACAGUCUUGGGGGCCCCUUGAUUGCCACAGCUUUCACCAAUGGGUACCACUGAAGCAGGAGACAGGUGGCCAGAGCACCCCCCCUGCAGCUGACUGAGGACCAGGAGUGAGCCAGCGAGGGCGCGGGACACCUCAGCCGCAGCCGCCGCCCCCUCCCCGCGACUCGGACGCUACUGCCUGCCCCCCACUCCCGCCCGGCCCCUGGCCCCUGCCCUG
Myotis myotis is the source of this 1377-nucleotide messenger RNA. RefSeq names its product musashi RNA binding protein 1 (gene MSI1). Gene Ontology annotation, molecular function: RNA binding. The record is from RefSeq and is a predicted model, not a curated record. The coding region runs from base 126 to 1214 and encodes 362 amino acids. NCBI's taxonomy places the organism in Eukaryota, Metazoa, Chordata, Mammalia, Chiroptera, Vespertilionidae. The transcript has 15 exons. Gene Ontology annotation, cellular component: cytoplasm.